GAUCUUAAAUCGCUUCAACCUUACGUUACUAGCUUUGAUGAUGCAGGAGAACCUGUUCAAGACUUGGUCCUCAAUUUUCGCGUUUAUUCCAUCAAUAGCCAGACGUGGCCUCCAAAUACAACUUUGUCAUCGUCUCAAAUUCCAAUAAGUAAUGAGCACGGAAAGUUGAAUCUCGCAUACAAUCUUGGUGACUGUACGCGUCGAACUCUGUGUAAUCAAUUGGAAGUAAUUGAAAAUGGAAAGUUUAUCAAGGAUGGACAAUAUGAU
Molecule: messenger RNA, 267 nt
Organism: Racocetra fulgida
Lineage: Eukaryota; Fungi; Glomeromycota; Glomeromycetes; Diversisporales; Gigasporaceae
Source: the annotation of a GenBank genome assembly